This is a messenger RNA of Cheilinus undulatus (humphead wrasse), 2588 nucleotides long. It is a transcript of the gene uxs1, whose product is annotated as UDP-glucuronate decarboxylase 1. Bases 684 to 1943 code for a protein of 419 amino acids. Gene Ontology annotation, molecular function: NAD+ binding; UDP-glucuronate decarboxylase activity. The record is from RefSeq and is a predicted model, not a curated record. Gene Ontology annotation, cellular component: cytoplasm. The transcript is spliced from 15 exons. Lineage: Eukaryota; Metazoa; Chordata; Actinopteri; Labriformes; Labridae. Gene Ontology annotation, biological process: D-xylose metabolic process.
UCCCCCGCUAUUCCACGGCCCAAAUGAGGGUACCAAACUCCGGCAUGUAGGCGUUUUCGUACUUGGACGGCUGUUUCACGAUAACGGCUCUUACCUGAAUAUAGAUGCGAAGCUACGUUCGCGUCUGUUAGUGUUGCGGCGGCGGCUGUCAACAGAAGGAAAUUACGGUGACAGUUAAAUAGCUCGCUAGCUAGUUGUUGCUAGCUGCUAAUGUGGUGCUAACGGCUAACUCUCAGUGAUGUUACUGAGACGUUAACACACUUUGUUAACGUAUCCCUCUGAUACCUGUGUGUGGAACAACACAGUAGGUGUUGCAACUUCUACAGUGGCUUGUUAAGUCGGGGGACACAUGGCGGUGAUAUACAAGUUUUAUGUAGUUGUUAAUGUUGACAGUCGAGUGUAGCUUGCUACCUGACAUUUACAGAUACCUGUGUGUUACUGCUAGCCACGUAAACUGCUGCUGCUAGGUGUUGACGUAGCAGGAGAAGCUAACUUGCCUGUCUUGAUAAGAAAGUCCCAGUGAGUGUGAAUGAGAAGUGCCAAGUUAUUGACAGUGUGUCUUAUAUACUUAAUCAUUUUGAAGACCGUAUUCCACGGAGAAUAUGAACAAUUGUGAUUCAAAAUGCGAUAGCUGGACGUGAACGUGUGGCUCGUUGGUUUUCUGGUCCUGUUGGAUUGAGCGGAUGAUGAAGCGAGUCAUCUGGCUGAUAUCAGGAAUAAACAGAAGAAUGAUGAAGCUGCUUUUCGCCCUCGCUUUGAUCGCCUACAUUGCCUCUGUCUGGGGAACCUACACAAACAUGAGAUCGAUACAAGAACAUGGAGAGAUGAAGAUCGAGCAGAGAAUUGACGAAGCUGUUGCUCCUCUCAGAGAGAAGAUUCGUGAUCUGGAACAAAGCUUUUCACAGAAAUAUCCACCUGUGAAAUUCCUGUCAGAAAAGGAUCGGAAGAGAAUUUUGAUAACUGGUGGAGCUGGUUUUGUAGGUUCCCACCUGACUGACAAACUGAUGAUGGACGGUCAUGAGGUGACUGUGGUGGACAACUUCUUCACAGGAAGAAAAAGGAAUGUGGAGCACUGGAUCGGCCACGAAAACUUUGAGCUCAUUAAUCACGAUGUGGUGGAGCCUCUCUACAUUGAGGUGGACCAGAUCUAUCACCUGGCAUCUCCAGCCUCUCCUCCCAACUACAUGUACAACCCCAUCAAAACACUCAAGACCAACACAAUAGGCACUCUCAACAUGCUCGGUCUCGCCAAACGUGUGGGCGCCAGACUUCUCUUGGCUUCUACAUCUGAGGUGUAUGGAGACCCAGAGGUCCACCCACAAAAUGAGGAGUACUGGGGGCACGUGAAUCCGAUUGGUCCUCGAGCUUGCUACGAUGAAGGGAAGCGAGUUGCAGAGACCAUGUGUUACGCCUACAUGAAGCAGGAAGGAGUCGAAGUGAGGGUGGCCAGAAUCUUCAACACAUUUGGCUCCAGGAUGCACAUGAACGAUGGACGUGUUGUCAGUAACUUCAUCCUGCAGGCACUCCAAGGAGAACCUCUCACUGUGUACGGCACUGGUUCCCAAACAAGAGCCUUUCAGUAUGUGAGUGAUCUGGUGAACGGCCUGGUGUUGUUGAUGAACAGUAACAUCAGCACUCCGGUCAAUCUGGGAAACCCUGAGGAGCACACCAUAUUGGAGUUUGCUCGUCUCAUCAAAAGUCUCGUCGUGAGCAGGAGUCAGAUCCAAUUCCUCCCAGAGGCUCAGGACGACCCACAGAGGAGAAGACCUGACAUCAGAAAAGCCAAGAUGAUGCUGGGCUGGGAGCCAGUGGUUCCUCUGGAGGAAGGCUUGAAUAAAACCAUCCAGUACUUCAGCAGAGAACUGGAGCACCAGGCAAACAACCAGUACAUCCCUAAACCUAAAGCUGCCCGCAUGAAGAAAGGAAGACCCAGACACAACUGAGGUCAGGCAGACUCUCCACAAACACAGAGGGAACUUUAAAGACUUCUGAGGGGAGCAACCGUCUGAAAAACACUGUUAAGUAAAGCACUCUGGGAUAUCUUGUCCUCUUUUUUUAAAAGCAGAGACAACUUAAAAGAGAUGAUGUUGUUGCCUUGUUGGAGUCACAGCUGCUCUCUGGAAAAAGGGCUUCAGUGUCUGAGCUUUCCUGUUGGAUGGACAAGACUGAAUGAAAAACAGCCCAGCCUAUGUUUUUUGUGAAUUUUUUGCUUUUGCUAUUUAAAUCGCGAACGAAGAAUCAUGCAGACAGCUUGUGCUGUGAAUCAGUGCAUUUUGUUUGUUUUAUGCCAUUUUGUCUCCAGAGAUGAGCUACCUGGAUUUGUUUUGUUUUUUUCCACUGGAUGUUGUGUGCUCUUAUCAGCGGUGUGCCAGCACCCUGCUGGCUGCUCAUGCAGCUCACUGCAGGACUGGAAAAAAACUCCUCUAGAAGGACUGUUACAGAAUCAUCAUAUGUUUAUCAGGACAUCAUGAUGAGUUCCUCCUUGCCAGAUCUCAUGUCAGGAUUUGCAUUAUCAAUCUCAGAUGAUGCUAUUUUGAUAAAACAUUUCCAAAAUUUUGUGAAUGAUCUAGUGUGGAAGGAAAAUGGGU